Manis pentadactyla (Chinese pangolin) is the source of this 2597-nucleotide messenger RNA. It is a transcript of the gene KPRP, whose product is annotated as keratinocyte proline rich protein. Bases 302 to 1888 code for a protein of 528 amino acids. NCBI's taxonomy places the organism in Eukaryota, Metazoa, Chordata, Mammalia, Pholidota, Manidae. The transcript is spliced from 2 exons. The record is from RefSeq and is a predicted model, not a curated record.
CGAGGGUUUGGGUCCUAGGACUGGGGUGUAGAUGAUGCUUAGGGAGUGUUAGAUUCAUAGGAGUGUGACAUAGUGAGGGGAGAAGCUGGGAGCAGAGGAAGAAUGGUACAUCACCCUGAGGAGAAAAGUCUGGUGGGCUUUCAGGGGAUAACCCUGACCUCAUCAUCAGGUUUCAUUUCCUCUCAUCAGGACCUGUUUCCUUGGAAAAGAUGAAUUAAUAAUUUACACCUUGUAAGCAGAGUUGUAUGUAGGAGGCUUACUGUCCGCAAAGGCAUUCUGUUCACCCACCUGCAUCAGAGCGAUGUGUGACCGGAAGCAGAUUCAGUGUUGCCUGCUGCUCCCCCAGUGCUGUGUGAAGGGUUCCUCUCUUUGCCCCUCUAAGUCCCCUUGUGCCAAGAGGCAGGUAGUGGCCCAAGCCCCUUCUGAGAUGCAAAUUGUGGAAUACCCUGCACCAUCCCCCAUUCAAGUUUCCCAGGUGAAAUGCCAGGCUCCAUGUCAGUCCCAGACCACCCAGGUGAAGUGCCAGGCUCCAUGCCAGUCUCAAAUCUCCUGUGCUCAAUGCCAGGGCCCGUGCCAACCUGAGGUUUCCCAUGUGCAAUGUGAAGCCCCACCCCCUGUUCAGACCUGCUAUGUGGAAUGUGCUCCAACUUGUUAUACAGACAGCUGUUAUGUGGAAUGCCCAGUCCAGACCCAUGUAGCCUGUCCUCAGCCUGUUCAGCCUCAUGUAGUUUGCCCUGCAGUGUACCAGACUCAGCAAAGAUUCUUGCCCCAGCGUCAAUAUCAGGACUCCUACAGCAGCCAUGCUCCCCAGCGUCAAUCUCGGGCUUCAUUUAGCACUUGCGCACCCCAGUGCCAGACUCAGGGCUCUUAUAGGAGCUUCACCACACAGCGUUACUCUCAGAGCACGAGCAGAUGCCUCCCUCCUCACCAGCUGCAGCGUUCUUACCGCAACUGUUCCCCACCACGAUGUGCUGAGCCCUACUACAGAAGCCGCCUGCCAUCAAUAUGUUCUGCAGGUUCCUAUAACUACUGCACCCCACCCCGCCACUCUGAGCCCAUCUAUAGUAGUGGCUGUCCUCAGGGUCCCACUUCAGGCAGCUCUUGGAGAUCUGGACCCAAGUGCCGAAUAGAGAUUUCCUCCCCCUGCUGCCCCAAGCAGGUUCCCCCAGGAAAGUGUUCUACUCAGAUUCCUCCCAUCAGAUGCUGUUCUGAGAGUUCUGCCCCACGAUCUUCCUGGGGCGCUUCCUGCCCAGAGCUAAGGCCACGUGUAGAGUCACAACCACUCCCAAGCUUCCACCCAGCCCGGCGUCUGGAUCAAUGUCUGAAGCCAUCACUGCAGAGAUGCCCACAUCCUGCUCCACGUCCUUACCCAUGCCCAGAACGAUGCACAAACCCAGAGCCCCACCUCUGUCCUCCACCACGGCGACUUUUGGAACCCUGUCUGUGUCCAGAAUCACAUCCAGAACCACAUCCAGCCCCACGUCCUCACCCAGUACAAUGUGAACCAGCAGAGCCACGUCCGUGUCCACAGCACUGUGAGCUCCCAGAACCUUGCCCGGCUCCAGAGUCAGUUCCCCCUCCAGAGCCCUGUCCAAGCUCAGAACCGUGUGUGGAGGCUCGGCACUCUCCUAGCCCAUGCUUGGGUCCAAAUCCAAUUCCAUACCCAGGAGACCUAGGCUGUCACGAGUCCAAACCACGCCGCCUGGACACCGAGGCCCCCAGCUGUGGUUCAGCUGAUUGUACCCAGUGGCAACAGAGUGGUGCUAGCUGUAAACCUUGUGACAUAUUUCCAGAGUCACAGGGUCUUGGUGGCUGGAAGGACCAAGGACAACCUUGUGUUGAAGGGAAAAGGGGUACCUGUGCUGGAGUAAAGGGUGCCAAUUUUUAAAAAAGAAGUAUGGCUGAGAUGCCUCCUUCUACCAUGCAAAUGUUGCUCCUUUCUCAGCAGCCACAAUUUCCAACACCUUCCUGUUUGCAUCUCUCCAAAGACAUUCAGAGGCUGCCUGCUGCAGAGGUGAUGUGCAAACUUCUUUUCAAGCCACCUCAGGAUCCACACAUGGGUCUCAGACAACUUUCCAACCUCACACCUGCCUCCUCCUCUGUACAUAUUACAUAUCCUUAGUUCUCGUUAGACCAGUAUGGCCACCAGGAUGCAUCAGGAUGUUUCCCAGAACAUACCUUUGGUGUUGUCUCCAAGCUUCUGCUCAUUCUGUGCCCACUUCUCGGACCACUUCUCGGACCACUUCUCUGCUACUCCCAUCAUCUGAAAUCCAGCCAAUCUUUCAGGACCUCUUCUAUGGAGCCUUCUCUGCUUGCUCCUAUCCACAGAAGCCUAUGCUGACUUUCUAGAACUCAUUGAACUGUCUACACCAUCCACUUUGCAAGUGCCUUUCAAACAUCUCUUGAAUGGCUGCUUCGUGUUUGAGUGUGUCUGCCUUACCCUGCCAACUAGGCUGUAAACUCCCAUUUGAGUGGAGUCAGGAUAUCCCUAAAGUCCUGUGCUCCUCCUGGGGUGGGCAGCUGCUCAGCAAGGCUUGUGGGUAGGUAGCUCAAACCAUGAUCUGUCCUGAUGAAUAAAGAUGAUAUCUUCAGCCUGA